This is a messenger RNA of Sinocyclocheilus grahami, 801 nucleotides long. RefSeq lists its product as uncharacterized. The record is from RefSeq and is a predicted model, not a curated record. The transcript has 6 exons. Bases 1 to 801 code for a protein of 266 amino acids. Gene Ontology annotation, biological process: response to bacterium. Lineage: Eukaryota; Metazoa; Chordata; Actinopteri; Cypriniformes; Cyprinidae.
AUGACGCAGACCGCUUUAGUGUCACACGCACAAUCACUCACUGAGAUGGAGAGGACAAGACUCGCUCUCAUCGCGCUCAUGUAUGUCUUACUUUUCUGUCAGAAAAGAAUCAAUGGAGAAGAAAUGGAGAUGAAAGUCAGACCAGGAGACAACAUCACUCUCUACUGUGAUCGCUCUCUAACUCUUGGUUCUGUCGUUGUAUGGAUAAGAAACUGCUCUCAUGAAAAUCAACCCUCUCUCAUUAUAGAUUUUAGGAAACUGGGCAAGGAGAUAUUUCAGCGAUUCAGCUUUAUCCACAACCCCUACAGUAAAUCCUAUGAUCUACAUAUUACUAACAUCAGUGUCUCUGAUCUGGGACUGUACUACUGUGCAAAACUAGAGAAUAAUAUAACGAAAAAUGCAAAAGGGAUCAUCUCCUCAUCAGAAGUGUAUUAUUAUGGAAACCAAACAACUCGUCUCUCUCUGAAAGUAUCUUCCUGUUCUGGACCCUUGAAUACCACCUCCAUACCACCUCCUGUAUCAGACUGUGUGCUCUGCUGGACGCUGCUGUUCAGUGUGUGUCCAGUGUGCGUUCUCCUCUCCUCCAUCUGUGUGUACUGCCUCUGUUGUAAGAAAACUACAGAUGCUGCAACAGAUCAGAAAAACAAGUUAAAUGGUAGAAAUAUAGCUGAGUGCACGGAUGAAGAGGUGUGUUAUGCAUCUUUAGAUGUGAUCACCAAGAGACAAAAACAACGCAAGACAAAGCGAGUGCAGAGUUCUGACUUCAGUACUUACGCUCAGGUCAGAACACAAACUGAAUAG